AUGGCUGCCAAUACUGAGACGGCCAUUGAGCCGCACAAGACCUUCGACACCAUCCUGGUCUUGGACUUUGGAUCCCAGUACUCUCAUCUGAUCACCAGACGUCUCCGUGAACUCAAUAUCUACUCUGAAAUGCUUCCGUGUACCCAGAAGAUCGCAGAGCUGCCAUGGAAGCCCAAGGGUGUGAUCCUGUCGGGCAGUCCAUUCUCUGUCUACGAAGAAAUUGCACCCCACGUCGACCCCGCCGUCUUCGAGCUCGACGUGCCCAUUCUGGGUAUCUGCUACGGUCUUCAGGAACUGGCCUGGUACCACGGGAAGAAUGUUCUCGCCAGCGAGAAGAAAGAAUACGGUCACGCAUUUCUCGACAUCCAUAGACACGCUGGUGGGGAGAGUCACAUCGACCGCCUAUUCCAAGGGAUCGCCGACCGCAUCCAGGUGUGGAUGUCCCACGGAGAUAAACUGGCAAAACUGCCUGAAGGCUUUGAGGUGAUUGCUACUACGGGUAGUGCGCCAUUUGCUGGGAUUGCGUACACCAAGAAGCCGUACUUUGGUAUCCAGUUCCACCCUGAGGUUACUCACACCCCGCAAGGGACCCAGAUCCUUGCGAACUUCGCAGUGGGUAUCUGCCACGCCAAGCAGGAGUGGAGCAUGGAGAAGUUUGUUGAUAAGGAGAUCGAGAGAAUCAGGGCGCUCGUUGGCGAGAAGGGCCAGGUCAUUGGUGCGGUUAGCGGUGGUGUUGACUCUACCGUUGCUGCUAAGCUGAUGCAUGAAGCCAUUGGGAACCGUUUCCAUGCCGUCCUCGUGGAUAACGGAGUCAUGCGCUUGAAUGAAGCCCAGCAAGUUCAGGAGACUCUCCAGAAAGGUCUGGGAAUCAACCUCACUGUUGUCGACGCCUCCGAGAAGUUCCUCGGACGCCUGAAGGGAGUUACCGAGCCAGAGAAGAAGAGAAAGAUCAUCGGAAAUACCUUCAUCGAGGUCUUCCAGGAUACCGCCAAAGAGAUCACAGCUGCCGCUUCCGGAUCCGCCGAGGCGGGCCCCAUCGAGUGGCUUCUCCAGGGUACCUUGUAUCCCGAUGUCAUCGAGAGCAUCUCGUUCAAGGGCCCCAGCGCUACCAUCAAGACACACCACAACGUGGGCGGCUUACUCGAGGGCAUGCACCUCAAGCUGAUUGAGCCUCUGCGCGAACUGUUCAAGGACGAGGUUCGUGCUCUGGGAACCAACCUCGGCAUCCCCGAAGAAUUGGUCUGGAGACAUCCUUUCCCUGGUCCCGGUCUCGCCAUCCGCGUCCUUGGUGAAGUUAACGCCGAGCAGCUCCGCAUUGCGCGCGAAGCGGAUGUCAUCUUCAUCGAAGAAAUCCGGGCUGCCGGUCUAUACCGCAAGAUCAGCCAGGCCUUUGCUGCCCUCUUGCCCGUUAAGGCCGUCGGAGUCAUGGGCGACAAGCGCAUGCACGAGCAGGUGAUCGCCCUCCGUGCGGUGGAGACAACUGACUUCAUGACUGCCGACUGGUAUCCGUUCGAUGGGGAGUUUCUGAAGCGCGUCAGUCGCAGGAUCGUCAACGAGGUCAACGGAGUCUGCCGCGUGCUCUAUGAUAUCACCAGCAAGCCUCCUGGCACGAUUGAGAUGGAGUAA
This is a messenger RNA of Monascus purpureus, 1626 nucleotides long. Lineage: Eukaryota; Fungi; Ascomycota; Eurotiomycetes; Eurotiales; Aspergillaceae. The record is from the annotation of a GenBank genome assembly.